GUAAAGCCGCAAAGCAGAGCAGCCAGACACACCCGGAGCUGAUGUUCCGGAUCCGGACCCCGCCGGACUGUCUCAGACUCCGACAUCACCUCUGGGAGAAUGCUUGUCCAGGACCUACCAUCCACUAAUGAAUCCAUGCCACAGCUCCAGCCCUUCAACACAUCUACACCUGAUCAUGGAUGCUACGACUCGCCCGUUGCCUUGCACUUGAGAUUUGUGUACAUCUGCACCUACCUCUGCCUUGUUUUUCCACUCACUGCCAUUGUUCUGUGCUCGGGAUUUAAGCGGUGGAAACAGCGGCGCUCCACAUCAACGGCCAUGAGCCAUUCUGACUUCUUCACCUACAACAUGGCCGUCGUUGAACUGGCCGGUGUAGUAGGAGCGGUUGUCGGUUUUUUCUCCAGCAUCAUGAAUUUGCCAGCGAUUAAAUCGGUGGGGAUAUACAUCGCUUCUUUUCCCUGGAAUGCACACAUGAUGUUACCAACGCUGAUCUGCAUUGAGCGAUACCUGGCUGUGGUUCGGCCCAUCACCUACCUGAAGCUCCGGCAGGCAACCGGGAUCCACAUCAGAAACGUGGCCACUGCGUUAACUUGGCUGCUGUGCUCUAUGUGGACCAGUAGUAUUGCACUGUUCAUCAAGUACAGGCACUUAAGCCUUUUACUAAUCGGCAUGAUGGUACUUUGUUUAAUCACGGUGACUUUCUGCAGCCUCUCAAUUCUCUGCGUUCUGAUUCGUCGGCCGCCGGGGAAAACAGCUCAAGACAGGGUGCAAAUCGAUAAAACUAAGAGGAGGGCUUUCAAGAUCAUCCUGGUGAUUAUGAUGGUGUUGAUUUUGAAAUUUGGAGGGAAUAUGAUUGGCUACAUAGGGAAUACCUUACCAACAGCAAGUCAGAGGGUCUGGUGUGUUGCAAUGCGUUCAGCGUACUGGUCAAAUUUGCCCAGCUCUAUCGUGUUACCGCUGCUUUUUCUCAACAGAAGCAGCAAAAUACUAAGAUGUUUGUGCGGUAAUAAGCCUGAAUGAGGAAAAAAUGGGAUCUGCUUUGUUGAUAAGACAAUUGCUGCAGAGGUUGUGGAUAAUCCUUUGCAUCUGAAUCGAACAAUUGAUAAUAAUUUAUUUCAUCGUCUGGCUUGAUUAAAAAAAUACGUAUAUAUUUUCAGUAGUUAUUUGUGUCUUAGGCUUUGAUAUUUAUCAUACAUUGACUUCUGCUUAGAGGUGAAAAGGACAUUACAUUCAGUGUAAGUUUAAAGCCAUGCUUCUGUACUGUGCCUCUCUGUGA
Fundulus heteroclitus (mummichog) is the source of this 1276-nucleotide messenger RNA. RefSeq lists its product as uncharacterized. Bases 100 to 1020 code for a protein of 306 amino acids. The record is from RefSeq and is a predicted model, not a curated record. The transcript is spliced from 2 exons. Lineage: Eukaryota; Metazoa; Chordata; Actinopteri; Cyprinodontiformes; Fundulidae.